Molecule: messenger RNA, 408 nt
Organism: Suillus subaureus
Lineage: Eukaryota; Fungi; Basidiomycota; Agaricomycetes; Boletales; Suillaceae
Exons: 4
Coding region: 1-408 (135 amino acids)
Source: RefSeq, a predicted model, not a curated record
AUGUUAGACCAAACUGAAUCACAAUACGCAGCAGCAGCGCACGUUCCGCUCAUAAAGUCACCAGGUCUUCGAGUACCUCCAGCUGUACAUCUACCACCAGACAUCCAUCCUCUUCCUGAUAGCGUUACUCCAUAUUUUGUCUAUCCAUACACACUAGAACCGCACGUACUCACAGUCGAGUCUUCUCGGCGCACGACACUCGCGGCGCAUACGGCGAGGAGAGAGGCAUAUCUUCGUGCGAGAGAGGACGAGCAUGAAUGGCGGAGAAAGGAGGCACUCAGGCGUGUUGCACCGGGUUUUGAUCCUGCGGCGACGCUUGUGCCUGUUCGUGCUGAAGUUAGCGAGGUUAAGACGGAUGUGAUGGAUCAGCUUGUGGACCAGCUUGCUAAGAUGGAGAAUGGGAGUUGA